This is a messenger RNA of Actinia tenebrosa (Australian red waratah sea anemone), 7698 nucleotides long. Its product is annotated as protein mono-ADP-ribosyltransferase PARP4. Gene Ontology annotation, cellular component: cytoplasm. The record is from RefSeq and is a predicted model, not a curated record. Gene Ontology annotation, molecular function: NAD+ poly-ADP-ribosyltransferase activity. NCBI's taxonomy places the organism in Eukaryota, Metazoa, Cnidaria, Anthozoa, Actiniaria, Actiniidae.
AGAUGAUUUGACUCGAAGUUCUUCAAAGCGGGCAAAAACGAGUUAAAUGUUAUAAAUAUGGUUAAUAGGUUUUUUGAAGGGAUUCAGUUCGUCCUGGAUUCUUCCAGCUUCACGUAUGUCCCGUUUAAGAAGAAGCAAGAACUUCGUAAACAAAUUACCGACAAUGGUGGAAUCAUCUCGUACAUCUUGACCAAGAAGUCAAACUUUGUAUUAACAGCAGAUGGAGAGAAGACUCUAUCAUCUUACAAAGGGAGUACAGCCAUGAAGUAUGGGGUCCCUGUGGUACAUGUGGACUUUAUUGCUGACUGUGUUUUUGCAGGAAUGUACCUCGACCCAACCCCUCAUGUGGUUGGUAAUAGUGUCCAGGAAAAGGAAUUCAGUUCUGGAAAAAUUUCAGCUGGUAAGAAAGCAAAUCAGUUUUUAGAUAACAAGCAAAAACAAGGAAAUAAAAUCAUCAAGGUUGAUUUGAACAAUAUAAGCAUGUGGGUGUAUAAGGAUCCAAAUGGACCUUACUUUCCUGAGAAAGCUUACAAGAUUGCAAAAGACAUGAUAUUGAAAAAAACUGAUGCCAAUGGUGUAAUUACGCAAUUCUUUGCCAUUGAGCUUCAUGUUGUUCCAUCAAGUUUCCCAUGUGAAAGCCCAAGGUACCGGAUAUUCACCCAUCACGGCAGUCUAAACCUACUGAAGCGUAAUGACAAAGAUGACCAUAUCUUCAAGGAAUGCUACUACUCUUAUACUGCUGAGGAGGCCAUGGGGAUAUAUAUGGCUUUACAUGACAAAAUCAGCAGCCCCCCCUACAGCUUUGAAAGGGAGUGGUCACGCUUGUCCUACAAAAUUGGUUCAGACAAGAUGAAGGAACAAUGCAUAGAGGUACAGGAAACCAAUGAUGGUGUUCCACCAAUCCUAGAGGUGACCAGUUUAGUUGACUACCUCUGGAAAGAGGCUGUAGGGUGUCUAUCAGAAACUUUGGCUGUACCUGUUGAAAGCUUGAAACUACAGACAGUACAAGAAGCAGAAGCAGUGCUGGUGUCAAUGAAGGAAUGUUUGGAUAGGAAUAAUCAUGAUGGACAAGAAAUGAGGGAACUGUGGAAGGAGUUUUGUCAUCUCAUACCACAUGAAGAGGAAGAGGUUGUCUUUGAGAAAAGCUUGAUUGCUGAAAAACAGAACCUGUGUCAGCUGAUAAGAGAUAUUGUGACAGUCAGUGAAUCAACCAACAUGUCUAAAAUCAGCAGCCAGAUUGCUAAGUACAGAGCCUUACGGUGCCAUAUUGAACACUUGGAUGAGGGAGAGGAGGAGUUUGUGAAGAUUAAAGAGUCUGUGAUGUCAAGCCUGACUGAUGGCUCAAUCAGAGUUUUGAAUAUUUUUUCCCUUGAUCGCCCAGUGGAAGAAAGUAACUUCACCCAUCACCUUGACAACAAGAAACUUCUUUAUCAUGCAUCAAGAGUCAGUAAUUUUGUGGGAAUCCUUUCAAGAGGUCUUCUCCUUCCCAAGAUUGUUGUAGAUGAUUUUGGUGGCAAAAGAUCAGAUCCAGGAAUGCUUGGGAGUGGUAUCUACUUUGGAAGUUCAGCAAGCACCAGUGCAAAGUACUCAGCACGUGGUUCCAUGGGCUCCAGAUUCAUGCUCAUUAAUGAAGUAGCUUUAGGUAGAACCAAGAGAUACAGAUACUUCGAAAAAGGACUAACAGCUGCUCCAGAAGGUUAUCAUAGUACUCAUGGUGUUGCAGAAUCCAACCAAGAGACAUCAGAUUUCAAGGAUGAUGAAUUUGUUAUCUACAACACUAACCAGCAAAGAAUGAGGUACCUUGUGGAAUUUAGCCUGGAUGGAGAGUAUGUACGCAAGCGUCAUAUUGAUUUUGCUCUUAUGUCCAACCUUGAACAAGAAGAUGAACCAUUAGCACUGACACAACCUGAUGAAGACAUAGAUCUGUCUGAUGUGACAUCAAUAGUAGACCCUCUGUCUAAAGUAAAGGCAGGUCUUAAGGGCAGUGGUGAUCAACCAGUACCUCUACAAGCUGUCCAUGUUAGAGCAAAACUACUGGAUCUUGUUGCACAGGUGGUUGUAUUACAAUCCUACAAGAACAACAGUACUCUUUCUAUUGAAGCAAAAUAUGUCUUCCCCUUGGACGAUAAGGCUGCAGUAUGCGGUUUUGAGGCCUUUAUUAAUGGUAAACACAUUAUUGGUGAAGUCAAAGAAAAAGAACAGGCCCGCAAGGAAUACCGGGAAGCCAUCAGCCAGGGUCAUGGGGCCUACUUGAUGGACGAAGAAACACCGGACGUGUUUACCGUCAGUGUUGGCAAUCUCCCUCCCAAUGCAAGUGUCCUGAUCAAAAUCACCCACAUAGUAGAGCUGGCCGUGGAGGGUGAAAACGUCUCCUUCAGUCUACCAGGCAGCGUGGCACCAUGGAAACGGAGUCAGGCUCUUGAUAGCAUCACACAGACAGAUGUUCAUACUGUUAGAGUCGAGGAGGAGACGAAUACUACUAUACAGGUUGCCAUAGAGAUGCCAUUUGACAUACGAUCCAUUCAGUCUCCAACACAUCCAAUUAGAAUAAAGCGAACGGCGACCAAAGCUGUCGUUGAACUGGAACCAGGUCACGUGAUGGGCGAUGGUUUUCAACUCAUCAUUGGAUUGGCUGAAAUUCACGUCCCAAGAAUGUGGGUGGAGAGUCACGAGACAAAGCAUGAUAGCGAGGCAGGGAUGUUGGUAUUUUACCCAGAAUUCGACGCAGAAGUACCAGAGGAAGUAGAAGUGUUGUUCUGUCUGGAUGCUUCCUGUUCCAUGAAGGGUUCCAAUCUAAAAGAAGCCAAGAAGAUUCUUCAGAUGUGCAUCAACUUUUUGCCCGACAACUGGCUCUUUAACAUCGUUGUUUUCGGAAGCUAUCAUUCAGAACUGUUCACAAACAGUAAACAGAAAACGUCCUGCACAGUCUCAGUGGCAUCAGACUUCAUUAAGUCUAUCGGUGCACACAAAGGUGGAACCGAAUUAUGGCGUGCUCUGGAGUCAUUGAGUUUAAUCCCUUCCAUGUCAAUCGCUGACCAUCCAAGAAAUGUAUUCAUUAUCUCAGAUGGUCACGUGGCAGAAGAAUCAACGACAUUAGCAUUGGUUAGGCAAGGGAGACUAAGUACUCGUGUGUUCACACUGGGAGUCGGAGCCACUAGUAAUCGUCACAUGCUGCGUGCUUUGGCUCAGGUGGGAGCUGGUGCGAGUGAGUUAUUCAAUUCCAAGACAAAAUCAAAAUGGGAAAGAAAGGUGAAAGCACAACUCUCCAAGGCUGGUCAGCCUGGACUGACGUCAAUAUCGGUUACCUGGCAACAACAUGACAACUACGCCAAACCUCCGAUACAGGCUCCACACGAGAUCGUUUCACUGUUCAGUGGUUCACGCCUUGUCGUGUAUGGCUUGGUGUCCAACUGCACACAGGCGUUUCUUACUGCUGAGGUAAACGGAAGAGAAAUAUCUACUAUGGUAUCGACAUCUGACCUGAGUAUGACCAGGGGCAAGAUUCUGCAUCAGCUUGUUGCACGUGGAUUGAUCAAGGACUGGGAGGAAGGCAACUUAGAUAAAGACCAAAACAAACACGAGGUGGUAAAGAGAGAUAGCAAGGACUACAUCAUAUCAAUUAGCAAAGAGUUCUCCAUUGUCUCGCAGUUUACGAGUUUCAUCGCCAUCGAAAAGAGAGAAAAGGAGGAGAAGUUUGACGAAAGUCUAGGGCCGAGCAUACAAGAUCUUGUGACUGAUGAAGCAGUUGAUAUUAUACCAUAUGUCAGCUGGGAGGAAGAUCACCCUCGAAUGACUGACAAGAAGGAAACUGUAAUGACAACUGACGAUAUGGUGUUGGAUCUUCUCACCAAAGCCAAGAGCAUCGAGAACGUGUCAGUAUUACAGGCUGAGGAUCUUUACAAGAAGGCUUGUGACUUGGUGGCAGAAAACAGACAGCACUGCUCAAGUUUAGUAAGUGCCAAGGCCUUUCUUGAGCUGUCCAACUUCUAUUUGACUAUUUGUCAUGACGAUCAGAAAAGGAUUGCAGUCAUCGAUUUGCUGAGAAUACUUACAAAUAAAGAAGAAAAUGAGUCUGUGCAAGAGGACGUCGUUCAACAGUUGACUAAUAUAUACGGCAUGGAAACAAUACGAGAUAUCUACCAAGUAAGCCCCGAUUUGCCCUUUCAUCCUAAAAGAAGUCUGAUCCUUGAAAUCUUUCCUGAUUCUGAGUACGGAUGGUCAAAGUCGGAAUUGGAUGACUAYGAGUCAUUAACGACAGAAUCCGUAGAAAGCAGCUCUAGUGACACUGAUGCUAGUUGUAAAGGUGAAGAAACCGAUGACUACUGGCUAGCAACCUGUUUAAAGUCMAAAAAAAACCUGAUCCAAGACGAAGUAUACGACUUUUGCGGUAAUUUUUCCGACGAAUCUGACGAAUUCUAUGAUACUGAUGAAAGCUAUGAAGACAUGGAAAGCUAUGAAGCUAUGAAACCCGAAAGAUCAGGGAGAAAUUCUUUUUCCAAACAAUCUUUUGAACAUGCAACAGAGUUACACUUUGAUGGGGCUUUUGAAGACACACUUGCAGAGGAAUUAGGCACAGGCCGUGAGUCCGAGGCCGAAGACGGAAAUGACGAUGGGAUUCGUAGCCUCGAUUUAAUAAAGGCUUCAUCGACUUUAACCCCAGAAGGGAGAAAAGUUCAAACCGCAGACGACGACAUUGCAGCCUUGGUUAUCGACAUUGGUUCUAGUAUGUGCAAAGCUGGUUUUGCAGGAGACGAUGCUCCACGAGCCGUUUUCCCCUCAAUCGUUGCAAGACCUCGCCAUCAAGGCGUAAUGGUUGGUAUGGGUCAAAAGGACUCGUACGUUGGAUAUGAGGCCCUGCAAAGCAAUAGAGGAAAAUUACACGAGGGUAUUGGGCCUGCAGAACCUCAGGAGAAAUUAAUUGCAGAAAUCAAGGCAGUCCCUUCUGCAGCUGUAUUAGACGAAGAGCGAGUCCAGCGCUGUCGUUCUAUUGCCCCGGCAGUCGAAAGUUCUUCAGACAUGGAAUUCGAAACUGAAGAAGAUUUAUGUAUCAAUAGCAUUUCAAGUGUGCGUAGUAGCUCUAGAAAUAUAUAUCACGAUGCUGAGGAAAAAGAAGAGACGGCUGAUUUCCGAAAUACGGUUUCAGGUGAUAUUGCAAUUGAGUCUUCGAAAGAAGGAGCAAGUGCACAAAUGUUUGGAGGGGGUCAGUCAACACCAACAUUGUUUGGAUCAGCUUCAGGUGGUUUUGGGUCUUCAAAAGAAGCAAAAAGUGCACAAAUGUUUGGAGGGGAUCAGUCAACAUCAACAUUGUUUGGAUCAGCUUCAGGUGGUGUUGGUUCUUCAAUAGAAGUAGCAGGUGCACAAAUAUUUGGAGGAGGUGGUUUAAGGUUUGGCAUUGAACAGGAAGAAAAGAAGGCAAAAGGAAUGUUUGAUGAAGCGCCUGAUGAAAGUCAGCAGUCAGCAUUGCUUGGGUCAGCAUCCCGUCGAGGACCAUCUUUGUUGUCAUUGGCAGCAUUAGGAGCAAAGAGAGAGGAUUUUUCAUCCCUUAUUUCCAAACCCUCGUUAUUUGAAAGGACAAAAAGGACACUUUCCUUUCAGCCAUCAAAAGCUUUUGAGAAAAGGGGAAUACUGACUUUCGGCUCAUCAAUGAGACCACAAACGUUGGGCAGAACAUAUUCACCGACUGCAUUUACAUUCAGUUCUCCAGCUGCCUCAUUUUCACAAAUGGCGCCACCUCCCCCUUCUGCUGAUGUUGUAGCUGCUUUUCCUCCUCCACCACCACUACCUUCACGUAAAGCGACAACCUCUCCACCACCAUGUGCGACAAACGCUCCUCCGCCGCCAAUGCUCCGUCAUUCAUUAUCAACUCGAGGUAAGACAGCUGUUCCUGCACCGCCACGUCCCCCUCCAGUUAUGAUAGGUGGUGCUCUUAAACAGCCUAUUCCUAGAGCAGCUUCUCCUAUCUCAUUUCCAUUCGGAAUUCCAGCCGAGUCAUUUUCACAAAUGGCGCCACCUCCCCCUUCUGCUGGUGUGGUAGCUGCUUUUCCUCCUCCACCACCACUACCUUCACGUAAAGCGACAUCACCUCCACCACCUUAUGUGACAAACGCUCCUCCGCCGCCAAUGCUCCGUCAUCCAUUAUCAACUCGAGGUAAGAAAGCUCGUCCUGCUCUUGGAACSUCGCUGCAAAUUGCACCGGAUCAACCUAGAUUUGCAAGGGAAAGGAUUAAUGGACAGCCGACUUCAUUGUUUGAUAAUGCACCAUGUGGUAUUUCACCACCUACCUCGUCAAAUAUCCCAGAACCUGACAGAGUUUUCCAAGAAAAACUUUUUCAAAUGGAAAAAAUAAGAGAGAAACCAAUACCGGUUCCAAGACGAGCACGUUGCAUGGGUUUAAAGUAUAGAGAAAGAGAUAAGGAUACCCAUGCUGAGGAUAUGAAGUCCAUGCUGAUGGAAAUGGACCUAAAGCUCGAUACAGCAUCGUUGAAGGCGGAACAAGAAAAGAACAGGAGAAUGAACAUGUACAGUACACUUGAGGCACUACCUCAUAGAAUUCCCAAAAUUGAACAGGUCUUCAAGCUACAAAAUCCGGAGGGAUAUUGGAGCAUGGAUAAUCCUGUGUUCUGGUCCGUUCACCUGGAUACAAACAAAUGCAUAGCAAUUCUUAAAGAUGCUGGUGCAAUGUCUCUUGGUGUUGAAGUCUUCCAUCAAAUUUUCAGAUUCUUUGCCACCCUGAUGAUGCUGUUUCUUCUAAGAUCCUGCUUUCCCAGCUUGUUUUCGUUCUCUCUCAAUCCGUUUGGGAAGAAAGAGACUGAGGUGGCAGAAGAAUGGAAAGAACAAAUAUCUAAAGCGUUCUGUUGGCUUAAAGCUGUCGACAAGAAAAUCCCAUCACUCUGUUGGCGCUUGGAGCUCGGUAGUGACUGGGAAAUAGCAGCUAACUUGAUGAAUUCUAAGUGUAUUGAUUAUGAUAGUGAUAUCUGAGUAUAGGUACCACCCACGGUAGGUAUUGGGAAAAUGGUAUUGGCAAAGAAGUUAAUGGGCCUUUUUCACGCGGCAACCAUGUUUAAUGCCACGUCAACAAACAAAACGAGUAAAUUUCGUCUGCUCAUGCUCAAAGUCUGUUUGUAAGUCCAAAACGUCUUUGUUUUGUAAAAACAGUAUGCAAAUUUGUGUUUCUGACUGGUCUGCCAAAUGGACUCUGAAAAAUAUAAGCCGUUCCGGAGUUGUAGAAAUGCGUUGCAAUAGUUUGACUGUCUUGAGGAACGUUCCAUCAAUCAGUUGAUAUUUCAUGCAUCAAGAAAUGAAAUGAAAUUUGAAAAGCACAUGAUAAUUAAGGUUCCCUAUUUCUUUUCACUAUCAGAGAGCGCCGCCAUAUAAGUAUUAAACCUUCCCCUGAAACAGCCACAUGGUGCAACGCGUUCUCCAUUUCCAGAAAGGCUAAUACACAGUAAUAUUUCGGUAAACGGCCUUGAAAAACGUCGGUCAAAGAUCUGAAAUCUGAGACCGUGUAAGGCUCUAUAAAGUGUAAUAUAUUUACAGCCGGGCAACGUAGUUUCCUUUUAGAUUGGAAUAUGAAGCAUGACCUUUGAGAUUUUUUUGAAAUGUGAUUUUUCAUAUUUUAGUCAGAAAACGUAAAAGCACAAAAAGUCCGUAAGUUUUAGAUCGCCCAUUUCAGAUCUCCGACCGACAAUAUUUUUUUUU